Messenger RNA from Chelmon rostratus (copperband butterflyfish), 3081 nucleotides. RefSeq names its product multiple EGF-like-domains 11 (gene megf11). NCBI's taxonomy places the organism in Eukaryota, Metazoa, Chordata, Actinopteri, Chaetodontiformes, Chaetodontidae. The record is from RefSeq and is a predicted model, not a curated record. The transcript has 21 exons. Gene Ontology annotation, molecular function: protein binding; scavenger receptor activity. Bases 16 to 3081 code for a protein of 1021 amino acids.
CGGGGAGUGAGGACCAUGUAUAGGCGCCGCUCGCAGUGUUGCCCCGGCUACUUUGAAAGCGGUGACCUGUGUGUUCCUUUGUGUACAGAGGAGUGUGUCCACGGCCGCUGUGUGUCUCCCGAUACAUGCCAGUGUGAGCCUGGAUGGGGCGGACUGGACUGCUCUAGUGGCUGUGAGAGUGACUACUGGGGACCUCAUUGCAGUAAUCGAUGUCAGUGCCAAAAUGGGGCAAAGUGUAACCCCAUCACAGGUGCCUGUGUCUGCACUGAUGGGUACCAGGGAUGGCGUUGUGAGGAGCCCUGUGAGCACGGUUACUAUGGCAAGGCAUGCCAGCUACCCUGCCAGUGUCUCAAUGGUGCCACCUGCAACCACGAGACAGGAGAGUGCAUCUGUGCACCGGGGUACUCAGGGGCUUUCUGUGGAGAGCGCUGCCCCUCCGGUAGUCACGGGCCUCAUUGUGAGCAGCGCUGCCCCUGUCAGAAUAGAGGAACGUGCCACCACAUCACUGGAGAUUGUUCCUGCCCUGCCGGGUGGACGGGUUCAGUUUGUGCCCAGCCGUGCCCUCUUGGCAAGUACGGCAUCAACUGCAGCAAGGACUGCUCCUGUCGUAAUGGCGGACUGUGCGACCACAUCACGGGGCAGUGCCAGUGCGCAGCUGGUUUCAGUGGACGCAGGUGUCAGGAUGACUGUCCUGUGGGCAGCUUUGGUCCGCAGUGUAACCAGAGGUGUGAGUGUCAGAAUGGGGCCAAGUGUCACCAUAUCAAUGGAGCCUGUCUGUGUGAAACUGGCUUUAAAGGCCCUAAUUGCCAAGAGAGAUUCUGUCCGCCGGGCCUCUACGGCCUCAUCUGUGACAAGUACUGCCCCUGUAAUACCACCAACACUGUGAGCUGCCACCCGCUUUCUGGUGAGUGCACCUGCACUGCAGGAUGGACAGGGCUUUACUGUAAUGAGACCUGCCCGCCUGGAUACUACGGAGAGGGAUGCAUGCUGCCUUGCAGUUGCACCAAUGGAGCUGACUGCCAUCCUGUCACAGGUGCCUGUGUAUGUGCCCCUGGGUUCAUGGGUGAGGACUGUGCUACAGUGUGUCCCCCUGGUCUAUAUGGACCAAGCUGCAUGUCCACCUGCUCCUGCCAUAAUCAUGCAUCCUGCUCUCCAGUCGACGGCUCCUGCAUCUGCAGGGAAGGCUGGCAGGGUGUGGACUGCUCCAUCCUCUGCUCCAGUGGGACAUGGGGUCUGGGCUGUAAUCAGACGUGCUUAUGUACCAAUGGAGCUGCAUGUGACCCUAUAGAUGGCGUCUGUACAUGCUCUCCUGGGUGGAGGGGAGAGCACUGUCACGAGUCCUGCCCUGAUGGCACCUAUGGGUUGGAGUGCCGUGAGCGCUGCGACUGUGCUCAUGCUAAUGGCUGUGAUCCAGUCAGUGGCUACUGCCGCUGCUACCCUGGCUGGACAGGAAUCCACUGUGAUAACGUGUGCCCACAAGGCUUCUGGGGACCCAACUGUUCAGUCAGCUGCUCCUGUCAGAACGGAGGAUCCUGCUCUCCAGAGGACGGCGCAUGUGUGUGCGCACCUGGAUACAGAGGGACCUCCUGCAAGAGAAUCUGCUCUCCGGGGUUCUACGGGCACCGCUGCAGCCAGUCGUGUCCGCAGUGUGUGCACAGCACCGGGCCGUGCCAUCAUGUCACGGGCCACUGUGAGUGCCUGUCUGGCUUCUCUGGCUCUCUGUGCAACCAAGUCUGUCCAAGCGGCAGGUACGGGAGGGCCUGCGCCGAAAUCUGCCUCUGUACAAACAACGGCACCUGCAACCCCAUUGAUGGCUCCUGCCAAUGCUUUCCUGGUUGGAUAGGAGAGGAUUGCUCUCAGGCCUGUCCCUCUGGGCACUGGGGCCCUGAUUGUCUCAACUCGUGUAACUGUCACAACGGAGCCCAGUGCAGUGCCUACGAUGGGGAGUGCAGGUGCAGCCCCGGCUGGACCGGACUCUACUGCACACAACGCUGUCCUUCAGGGUUCUACGGCAGGGACUGCUCUGAAGUCUGUCGUUGCCAAAACGGCGCAGACUGUGACCACAUCACUGGCCAGUGUGCUUGCCGAACAGGCUUCAUUGGGACGAGCUGUGAGCAGAAGUGUCCUGCUGGUACAUUUGGAUACGGUUGCCAGCAGCUGUGUGAGUGCCUGAACAAUGCUACCUGUGACUAUGUGACUGGAACGUGCUACUGCAGCCCUGGAUAUAAAGGCAUCCGUUGUGAUCAAGCAGCUCUGAUGAUGGAGGAGCUGAACCCGUACACCAAGAUUAGCCCGGCACAAGGCUCGGAGCGCCAGUCGGCAGGGGCUGUCAUGGGCAUCAUCUUUCUCCUCCUCAUCAUCAUGGCCAUGCUCAGUCUGUUUGUGUGGUACAGACAGAGGCAGAGGGACAAGGGGCAUGAGAUCCAGCCCAGUGUGUCCUACUCACAGGCGAUGCAUAUCACCAACACUGACUAUUCCCUGUCUGCAAUGAGGACAAGUGCUGCUGAGGUCAAUCAGAGCCAAAGCAGCAGCAGCAGUGGCCAGUGCUUCUCCAACCCCAGUUACCACACCGUGGCCCAGUGUAAUGUUGUCUCAACCAUCUCCAGCAACCUGGAUGGCACUCUGACCCUCAAAUCAAGCACCCUGAAAAGCAGAAAUGGCUCAGAGUGGAGAGCCUAUUGCAACCUCAAUGACAUAGAUUACAUCAAGGGCUCCAUGUGCAGCAACAGCUCCUGCUCCCUGAAUAGUGAGAAUCCAUAUGCCACCAUUAGAGACCCUCCAGGGCUGGCUUGCAAGCACACAGAGAGCAGCUAUGUGGAGAUGAAGUCCCCCUCCCACCGUGAAGUGCCCUUUGGAGGCACUGCCACCCUCCUGGGCAGUGCAAGCAGGAAUGUCUAUGAUGUUGAGCCAACGGUGAGCGUCCUGCAGGGACCCAAUGGAAUGGCCACCGGCUUCUCCCAGAGCCCCUAUGACCUUCCCCGCAGCAGCCACAUCCCCAGCCACUAUGACAUACUCCCCAUGCGUCACAGCCCCACGCACACACCCCCUCCACCCCCAGAAAGCCCCAGCUCCCUGCUCUAG